AUGGGCUCCAUCGACACCACCACCAACGCCUCAUCUGAGAUUCAAUUCGCCUCCCGCACGCCCGAGUCGACUAUCACCGCCGCGCAAAAACACCUCCAGGACCAUGGCUGGGCCGUGAUCCCAGACGUGCUGUCGCCAGAAGAGAACGCACUCGUGCUCUCGCACUUGUGGGCGGCGGCCGACAAGUUCCGCAAGCAAGGGGACGACACGUUCAUGCCGAUCCUCGACCCCAACGCCUCCAACAUCCGCGUCUUCUACCUCAUGGCGCUGGACAAGAUCUUCCGCGACCUGAUCCAGCAUCCUGUUGCUGUGGAAAUGGUGGAGAAAGUGCUGGGCGACAACUGGCUGAUUAGCAAUUUCACGGCCAACAUCGCACGGCCGGGGUCCAAGAGCAUGGCCCUGCACAGCGAUCAGUCGCUGGUGAUGCCCGAGCCUUGGACAGCGACGUGGGCGAUGAACGUGAUCUGGUGUCUGGACGAUGUGUACCUGGAGAACGGGGCGACGCUUUUCAUCCCGGGCAGCGACAAGUGGACGACCCGCGAGGAUAUCCCCAAGAACGCACGAUCCCUACUAAAGCCCUUUGAGGCCAAGGCGGGCAGUAUCGUGCUCAUGAACGGACGGGUCUGGCACACUUCGGGAUCCAACAUCACCAAGGACAAGGAUCGGGCGCUGCUCUUUGGGUACUAUACCGUGCCGUUCCUGAGGCAGCAAGUCAAUUGGACGGCCAAGAUGCCCGAGGAGGUCAAGAAGGAGCUGUCGCAGGAGCUGACGGAGAAGCUGGGCAUGAAUGUGCAUGCGAACAUGGCCCAAGUGAGCUUGUUGAAGUAUCUGGACGAGGUGUUUCCGCCGGAGGAACACGAGGGUGGUGAGAAGUUGAGUUAUUGA
Molecule: messenger RNA, 885 nt
Organism: Fonsecaea multimorphosa CBS 102226
Lineage: Eukaryota; Fungi; Ascomycota; Eurotiomycetes; Chaetothyriales; Herpotrichiellaceae
Exons: 1
Coding region: 1-885 (294 amino acids)
Source: RefSeq, a predicted model, not a curated record